GUCUCUUCCAUCUUCACAAGAAACAAAAGCGCCUCUUCUCUCUUUCUAUAUAAAAAAAAACCCAAUCUUCAACGAAAGUCCAUUCCUUUAGCUUUCUCCCUCCCCACCUCGUGAUCAUCGCUUGAACCGAAAUACCCAACUGUUAAUUUUCCCCAGAAACAUGAUUUCUUCGGUUAAACCGGUUUCCUCCUCCUUAACCGCAAUCGCCGCCCUAAGACGAACAGUUCCGACAAAGCUCCGGUUUUCUCCCUUACCCAUUAUCAGAAACUUCGAGAACUCUCCUCUCUGCUUCUCAUAUGCCCACAAUCUAUCGACUUUAUUCCUGGCCUCUGCGGCGGAGAAGCAGAGGCGUGAUGGUUUUAGCGCUGGAGCUUACGAGGCGGAUCGGUCUCAGCCGAUUGAGAUCGGUGUGGAAGUUCCUGCGGAACAGUCAGGGCAGAAGGUUAAGAUUGGGAUCUACUUCGCAACUUGGUGGGCACUGAACGUUGUGUUCAAUAUCUACAACAAGAAGGUUCUGAACGCGUUUCCAUACCCGUGGCUCACUUCGACGCUUUCUCUUGCUUGUGGGUCCCUCAUGAUGCUCGUCUCUUGGGUCACUAGAGUCGCUGAAGCUCCUAAGACCGAUCUCGACUUCUGGAAAACUCUCUUCCCGGUGGCGGUGGCUCAUACAAUUGGACAUGUAGCAGCGACGGUGAGUAUGUCAAAAGUGGCAGUGUCCUUCACACACAUCAUCAAGAGUGGUGAACCAGCCUUUAGCGUCCUUGUCUCGAGGCUCUUCUUAGGAGAAACAUUCCCUCUACCUGUUUACUUAUCCCUCUUACCAAUCAUUGGAGGAUGUGCUCUCGCUGCUGUCACCGAGCUCAACUUCAAUAUGAUCGGGUUUAUGGGGGCGAUGAUAUCGAACUUAGCGUUUGUGUUUCGCAACAUAUUCUCAAAGAAAGGGAUGAAGGGGAAGUCCGUGAGUGGGAUGAAUUACUACGCUUGCUUAUCUAUGAUGUCUCUUCUCCUUGUCACUCCUUUCGCCAUUGCCGUGGAAGGUCCUCAAAUGUGGGCAGCUGGUUGGCAAAACGCUGUCUCUGAUAUUGGACCAAACUUUGUCUGGUGGGUAGUGGCACAGAGUGUGUUCUACCAUUUGUAUAAUCAAGUCUCAUACAUGUCCCUCGACCAGAUUUCGCCCUUGACGUUUAGUGUUGGAAACACAAUGAAGCGAAUCUCAGUCAUUGUGGCAUCGAUUAUCAUCUUCCACACCCCGAUUAGACCUGUCAACGGUCUAGGUGCUGCCAUUGCGAUUCUUGGAACUUUCAUCUAUUCUCAGGCAAAGCAGUGAGGGGACGAAAGAUGAACCGUUUUCACAGGAGUGUUUGAUGCACCAGAGCAGAUGACAGAAAGAGAAUCCUGUGAAAUCUCAUGUGGGUUUUAAUGUUUUGAGCAAAUGGAGUUGAAUGAUCAACGGCUUAAAAUAAUGGCAUAGUGCUAUGAAAUGUAUAAUUUUAGUUUUGUUUUGUCCACAAGGAUCCAAGGAUCAACUGAUUGAACUACCCACACCAUUGUAUAAUAUAAGUUAAUACAAGGCCCAAUAAACAUAUCGUAUUAUGUGUUUUA
This is a messenger RNA of Raphanus sativus (radish), 1602 nucleotides long. Its product is annotated as glucose-6-phosphate/phosphate translocator 2, chloroplastic. Lineage: Eukaryota; Viridiplantae; Streptophyta; Magnoliopsida; Brassicales; Brassicaceae. Bases 161 to 1327 code for a protein of 388 amino acids. The transcript has 5 exons. Gene Ontology annotation, biological process: transmembrane transport. Gene Ontology annotation, molecular function: phosphoglycerate transmembrane transporter activity; antiporter activity; triose-phosphate transmembrane transporter activity. The record is from RefSeq and is a predicted model, not a curated record. Gene Ontology annotation, cellular component: Golgi apparatus; membrane.